AUGACUUGCUGCAGGCCACGCAAAGAUAGACCGGAUAGCAAUUGCACUAAUGGAGCUAUGAAUUGUUCUGCAAUCGCAGUAGCAGAUACCCCCACUACAGCUAGAGCGGCUAUGCAUUGCGCGACCUCACCCUCACAUGAUCAGCAGCCAGUUGGAGAUGUUUCUGGCGAGGAGAUAGUCGUUACGCCUGCGCGAGUGCCGCAAUUCAGAAGCUUUGGGCAUCAAGACCAAAGUUCAUCUUCCUCUAUUAGCCUCCACGAGGGGGCUAAAAGCUUUCGGCUCGACUCCUGUGACUCUUGUAGGCAUGUGAACCAUCGCCGUCGCAAGCGGAAACACCGGAGGGAUGAGGAAAAUCAUAAAUCUACAACUAUUGAAGAUAUUGUUCAGUUAUGUAAGAGCACAUUUGACGCGGUGGAAAAACAGUCAUCAGCAAUGCUGUUAGAGGAAAAAAGAGUCUCGGAGGUCGCUGCCAAUGAUGGAAAAAGUGUGCACAUACAAAGAAAACUUCUUAAUGACCCGCUAACUCCAAUAUCAUCAUCUAGGCUAAAUCCUUGA
Giardia duodenalis is the source of this 555-nucleotide messenger RNA. RefSeq lists its product as uncharacterized. The record is from RefSeq and is a predicted model, not a curated record. NCBI's taxonomy places the organism in Eukaryota, Fornicata, Diplomonadida, Hexamitidae. The transcript has a single exon. Bases 1 to 555 code for a protein of 184 amino acids.